GCCUAAGCUGCCAAAAUGGGAGGGAUCAGAAAUUCUGGGGUUGACAUCACCAUCCAGCUGAGCAAGGGGCCGGAAGAAAAGUUGUUUACAGGCUGCCAAAGUGAGGCUGGGAAUGAAAUGAUAAUGUGGCCAUUUCGGGGCCUGGAGGUGAACCGAGCCCCAUGUGACCUGAGCUUCAUGGAGGCCAUCAAUCAGCGCAUGCAGGUGCCCAACAGGCUGAAGAUGGCGGAUGAGUCCAACCCACUGGAUGAGGAGAGAGAAGCUGAGGAGCUUCGCCCUUCCUUCCGGAUGCACAUCCCUGAUAGGCUGUCGCUGGCAGAGAUGAUGGAUGAUAGUCGAAGGCCUUUCCUGUUGGACCAGUUAAGGCAGCACCCCUCUAUUGUUGUGCAUAUGCUUCAGGACCCCUCCACCCAGCCUGCAGGAUUUGGGGAGCACCUGUUUAUGGACACCACUACCCAAUCAGGCACCCAGAAACGCAAGCGAUCGACCCACCAUGGCAGACUGCGAAAGGAGAGAAUGAGAGAGACCCCCCAGAUCGCCUUGCAUAGCACGAGCCGGAAGCCUGACCGGCCAGGCAUAAGCCCACGCCCCAGCCCCAGCCCCCCAUUCCCCCAGGAUGCCAGGAUCUACUCCCCGCAGAACAUUUUCCAGAUGGUGUACUUCCUGGGUCACCUACUCUUCCACCGUGUUAAGAAGUCUGCCCGAGACCGAGCCCAGCCCAGCUCCCAGGAGGCAGGGCCAGCCUCAGAAAGCUCCCUGGAGGAGAUUGGUGUGACUGACAUUAUAGCCAUGAGGAAACAGUUGAACAAGAUCUCGGGGAGGCUGCGGACUCUGGAGGAGCAAUGUACUGGCUGGCGUCAGAAGGAGCUUCUGGUCUACUCUGUGCUAGUCUCUGCAUGUCUCAUCAACACCUGGCUUUGGCUAAGGAGAUAAAGAGCCCUACCCAUCCCAGGAGAGACAGCUUCUCUGUGUGUGUGUAUGUGUGAUGGGGGAAUCCUCACUAGAGUGCUUAUGAACAGUAAACUCAGUGUGCUUCUUAAAGUGACUGGCCCACUUCUCCUAGUGUAGAUUCCCUGAGGAUCUGAGACCUUUGGCCCCUGUUGGAAUGAAGAUGAACAGACGGGGAUGUACCUGCAAUGCUGGAGGAAAUGGGGGUGGGGGGAGGAGUGAGAACUGCAAGGCUGGGUUCUCUUGCCUGUGCCGCCAGUGACUAUGAGGAGAUGUCUGGGAGGGAUGGAGAAAGCUUGCUUAUAAACAAUGAAUUUUGGUCUGUGUCCUGCAGCCAUGUUGCUUUGGGCUGUGACUCUAUAAGAUAUUGACUAUAGUGUUGUAAGCUGGGUUGGGUCAGUACCUGGAUGGGAAGCCUCCAGGGAUAUCCCAGGCACUUCAAGAAGUAGCCUUGGUCGUUCGGUAGGUGGUCCUCUAUUUCCUCGGGAUCUGCACUGAACUGGCACCCCAGCCCGCUGUUAGGGGCUGCUGGGCUGCUAUUGGUUCCAUCUUUCAGAGGAGAGACAAAACUGACGUUCUGGGCACCUGUGGCCAUCCAAAAUUCCACUGCAUUUUGGACAUGAUCAGCCCAGGCCUCCUGGCCAAAUUCCAGCCAAACAACUGGACUUUGACUCCUUAAGAGUCCCCUCUAGUUUUAUUUAGGCCCUUCUGCAUCUCCUGGCCUAAAUUUUAUAUUGGGUGGCUGGACACUUUUAAAUGGUUACUAUGUCUCAUCUCGGGGAAGGCUGCAUUUUUUGUGGUCAGUGUGCAGGUGUUGUCUAGGAGCCUGGACGAUGACUUUGGUAUUUGGGUGUAAAGGGGGAUAAAUGGGAUCUCCCGCUUAGAGCAUAUCAGCUGGAUAAUAGAAUGGUUUAUCAACUCUUGUAGCCCCAUGCAUUCCAGGUGCUGGGCUGGGAUAGAAAAGCAUUGUUCAGGCUCUUUGCUGUGGUAACUGAUGUGGAGCUGUUGUCAGUAAGACAUAUUGAGCAACUGAAGUGGCCCUAAGAUGCUGACAAGGACAAUUCUUGGCUCAUUAUUGGCUAAAAAACUGUCACGUGGUGAUGAGUCUGGAAACUGCUGCCAUCUACCUUCUUGGAUCUCUGCAAUCUUCUCUUUUUGGAACAAUGGUAACCAUUCGGCUCACGUAUGCAAAUCACUUGCUUGGCUCACUUGCAGCCCACCAUGUUUUUUGCAGAGGCAUCUAACUUCACCCCUCAUUUCGAAUGGUGGUUGUGUUCAGCAAUAUCUUUAUAUAGCGCCAACAUGAUAAGCACUUUACAGACCUGUAGGAAGACAAGAGCCCUGCCUCCGAGGGCUUGCAAUCUAAACAGACAAGGUACAAAUCCAAGAAACGGGAUAGAUGGUAUGUAGCAGGAAACAAUGCAACUGAAUGGUGCAUUCUAGUGUGUGCGCUUAUAUCGUAUACUCUACAGCCAUGUAUUGCUGUGAAUGGGGACACUUCCAGUUAGUUUUGAUGUAUGUAUCAUUACAUACACUCAUAUUAUGAGCCAGAAUUUUAGCUCAGUUGUAAGCGGGCCUCUCUUUUUCUAUCUAUAAAUAAACAUGGAUGCAGUUUAGGUCAUUUAGAUGUCUAAGUACCUGAUUUACAGGCACAGGUAUGUAGAGGUUUAAAUGACUUACAUUGUACCAACUAGCCAGGCCUAUAAAUCAGAUACUCGGGCACCUAAAUAAUCGACCCAUAAAUAAUUGUGGGUGCAAACUGUGCCUUGGGACUGAGCUGAGGAGAACAUCAAGAUUUAUUACAGCAGAAGCUGAGAUCUGCUGAUUGUUCAGCUGUCUCAUCAUGAAAUGAUGGUGAGUGUCUGGGGUGGGAUGGCUGUCUGCCUACAGGUGCUUCCUGCAUCUCAAGGUUAAGGAACAUAGGUGAGGGAGUAUGGCAGGGAUCUUCUAGUGCUUCUGUCUGGGUUAUUCUGGGGUGAUUGGAUUUUUAGUCUGCAGGGCUGUCACUCCAGCUUCUCUCAUUUCUUUUUGGGUGGGGCCCCCAAAGGGGACCACCCAUUCCAACAGGGAUCAGAUGGGCCUGCUCUUCUCACUGUAUCACUCCAGUCGCAUGUAAUGUCAAGAAAGAAUCUGCUACUAUUUUGCUGUGUGUGUGUGUGCUCUUGUGGCGGUCCCUACCCCGAGAAGAGGAGAUGUUUGCAGUAGGAAGCCGUGCUUUCCAGUCCAGGCUAGAGACUGAUCCUGUGGGGCAUCCAGUGCCCUCACGCUCUUUGAAAUCAUUUGGAGUAGGGGUCGCUCAGCAACUUGCAGGAUCAGGCUUGUUGUGCCUACUCAGAAGGCAAUUGGUGAGCAGCCACCAGGGGUGAAAUAUGGAUUUAUUUUGUAUAAGGCAAAUGUCCUGCUGUUCGUAUGUGUAUAUGAUAUUUCCAGAUUUAAUCAAUAAAAUGCAUUUUUAAACAAAGG
Mauremys reevesii (Reeves's turtle) is the source of this 3411-nucleotide messenger RNA. RefSeq names its product mitochondrial fission factor homolog A-like. Gene Ontology annotation, biological process: positive regulation of mitochondrial fission. NCBI's taxonomy places the organism in Eukaryota, Metazoa, Chordata, Testudines, Geoemydidae. The record is from RefSeq and is a predicted model, not a curated record. Gene Ontology annotation, cellular component: peroxisome; mitochondrial outer membrane.